CCUUUCGGCUGCUGUGUAUCUCAGUGGUGCUUCAUUUGUGACAAUUGAAAAGAUAUUUGCAGCUAUGAAGUUACAUCUUUUCAAGUACGACACCUUUCGUCGCCAUGCACGAAUGUGCAUUGAGCCUGCUAUUGUUUACAAAUGGAGAAACUGGCAGGAUGAGAUGCUACAGCUGUUAGCUCAAAGGGGAAAGGUCAUUGUUGGAGGAGAUAUGAGGGCUGACUCACCAGGGCACUCUGCCAAAUAUGGCAGUUACACAAUGAUGGACCUGGAAACAAACACCGUUGUUGAUGUACAACUCGUCCAGAGUAAUGAAGUGGGAGGAAGUUACCACAUGGAAAAGGAAGGUUUGACGAGAGGUCUUGACUUUUUGGAUACUCGCGGUGUGACUCUGGACUGCAUUGUGACUGACCGACAUCCGCAAAUACAAAAAUUCCUCAGGGAACGCAAUGUCAACCAAUUCUAUGAUGUCUGGCGCAUAGAGAAAGGAAUUUCAAAGCAGCUGGAAAAAGUGUGCAAGUUGAAGGGUUGUGAGAAAGUACGUGAAUGGUUGCAUAGUAUAAAAAACCACAUCUAUUGGACUGCAGCAUCAUCAAGCAGUGGACCUGAAAGAGUUGCCAAAUGGACGUCUAUGCUAAACCAUAUUCAAAAUAAGCACACACAUGAAGACAGCAAUUUUCCAGCAUGUCUACAUGGAACAAGCAGAAGUCGAGGCACAAAAAAGUGGAUAGCUGCUGGAACACUGCCAUAUCUCAAGUUGGAGAGAGUUCUCUCCAACACCAGAAUUUUGAAGGAUGUUGGCAAGCUAAGUCCACACUACCAGACUUCUUCUAUCGAGGUUUUCCACAGUGUAAUACUACGGUUUACACCAAAAAAUGUGGUAUUUCCAUUUCUGGGAAUGUUGUGCAGUCUAUACCUCGCUGCACUACAUUACAAUGAGAAUGCCGGGCGUCCUCAAGCCACAACAGCAUCCGGUCUACGGGUGUUCAAAGUGACCUUUCCAAAAGCCAAGAAGGGAGAAUACCGGGUCAGAGAAGUAAAGACACAAGCAACCUUCAGAUAUGUGGAUGACCUGCUGGACCUCAUAUUUGAUAAGGUCUUCGUGGAUCCUGCACCAUAUGUGGAUGAUGUUUUGAGGAUUCCAAUACCACCAGCAUUGUGUGCAGAGUAUGACCGGCCAGAGAAGGAGGAGGCCAUCUCUAGUAGGUUAUCUCGGUUUAAUCAAUAGGUGGUCGAAAACCUACAUAACUGCCCUGUGCAUCAGGAAACUCUCUUCGAAUCCUCAGGACCACACAGGCUGGAAUCACAACUCGAAUUUUUCGUCCAAGGAAACCCCAGCACCAGCUCACAAAACUCCGAUAAGCUAAAAAUCUGUAACGGCUAACACAAACACACACACACACACACACACACA
Messenger RNA from Rhinichthys klamathensis goyatoka, 1414 nucleotides. RefSeq lists its product as uncharacterized. The record is from RefSeq and is a predicted model, not a curated record. The transcript has 8 exons. Lineage: Eukaryota; Metazoa; Chordata; Actinopteri; Cypriniformes; Leuciscidae. The coding region runs from base 65 to 1228 and encodes 387 amino acids.